AUGCCCCCACUGCAUACUAAAAGCAACAGCAGUCACAUAAGUCUCGAUGAUAUCAAGUUUUAUGAUCCUGCACGUAGGACUAAAGCGCAGCGCACUGCGAGGCAAACUUUCACAGUAGCCGCUCAGGCUGCAGCGGAUAGCGCGUCGUUCUGUUAUUACCGGCCUCCAUCAGUUCCAUCCCGGCAGUCUUCAUCAAAUGUAGCACUUCCAUCGAGCUCUCCAUCCGUGUCGCCAUCACAAUCUCUUCCGCCUCCUCUUGUUCCUCCCGUUUCUCCUCCCCAUCCUGUUCCUUCUGUUCCUCCUGUUUCUCCCACUCCCGAUCCUCCUUCUCCUCCUACGAUACUGCCAUCUCCUCUACCCACAUCCUUGCCAUCCCCUGCAUCAGUCACGGUAGCUGCAGUAUUGCCAGGUGUUGCUGUGGCCAAGAAGGCUGCCAAUUUGGACGAGGUCUUUGAGGAUAUAUGGAAACAUUGCAUAAAUUUUGUUGUCUCUGAGUCAGAUGGAUAG
Molecule: messenger RNA, 507 nt
Organism: Suillus plorans
Lineage: Eukaryota; Fungi; Basidiomycota; Agaricomycetes; Boletales; Suillaceae
Exons: 2
Coding region: 1-507 (168 amino acids)
Source: RefSeq, a predicted model, not a curated record